Molecule: messenger RNA, 863 nt
Organism: Zonotrichia albicollis (white-throated sparrow)
Lineage: Eukaryota; Metazoa; Chordata; Aves; Passeriformes; Passerellidae
Source: RefSeq, a predicted model, not a curated record
UCCAGGUGUGCACAGCUGCAUGCUCCUGUCUGUGUCCCCAGGCCAGGGUCAGGAGACCAAUCCAGGAUGAAGUCCCUGGAGCAGGAUGCCCUCAAGGCCCAGAUGGUCAUUGCCAAGUCCAAGGAGGGCAGGAAGCGCAGCCCCCUGGAGCAGCUGGCAGAGUCGCCGUCCCCCGCGCCCACGCCGUCACCCACACCCAUGGAAGACUGCAGCCCCAGGAACGUCACCUCCCCAGGAAGGCUGUCAAUGUCUGAAAAGAAGUUUGACUACCGGGAAUUUGCUGCUAUUCCUUCCUCCAAACCUGUUUACGAAAUCCAGUCCCCUGAUGCAGCUGAUGACCUCAGGCACGUGGAUGAGUGCAGUAACUCAGGUAAGCCCAGCCCAGGCAGUCCUGGCUGUCCUGGCUGUCCCUGCUCUGGGUCUGGAGGGCUCUCCUGCCUUGUGGGACCCCCUGAGCCCCUCACCUUGUGCUGCCUGAAGCAAUGCCAUGUUCUGUCUGUUCUAGAAUGACAGCUCCACGCUUGCCACGUUCAUUUUGGGUAGGAGAUUUGCACAUUUGCAUUGUUUUCAGUGAUGACUAAUCUGUGUGCUGUGUUGCAAGCAUGCCUGGUUUUCAUGCCAGCUUUGUCCUGGAGUGGAGUGGCAGCAGGAUGUGGCAGGGAGGUUUUGGGCUCUGUCACCUCAGAGUUCAGUGUCCCUCAUGCAGGGGCUCCCUGGUGCUCCUUUUUGAUGGAACAGGGAAUGGUGGAGGUGAAUUCAUCCAAGGUGCACCCAUGGGCAGUGACCACCUCGGUCAGCAGGAGUUACAGGUGUGCACCUGGAGCUCUAGGCUGUCCAGCUGGGCUGUGGGUCUGUCCAGCUGG